GGGGGGCUUCGUAGCCAACACCAUCGUCACCAAUGUGGCCUCGUGUGGUUCAAGCCCCGCGCGGAGUGUGCAGCCCUCACCGAGCGCUGCCGCCGUGGGGAGGCCGUGAAUGACGCGCCCGGACAUGGCCCUGGACGUCUUCGAGGAGUCGUGGAGGGAUGAGCAGCGGGGGAGCCCAAGGUGGACCCGGUCGACCUCCAGCCCUUCCAGGCAGGAGACGAUGGAGGCGCCGCCCAUGGUCAUGUGCGACGGGUGCGGCUCCCGCUGCGAGCUGGCGUGCGCCCUCUGCGCCGUGUGCGGGGCGCCGCCGAGGCUCUCCAUCGGCGGCUGGUCGUUUGUCGGCGAGACGCGGCCGCUGUACACGCUCGAGCUGUCCGGCCCACUGCUGGCCAACAGCACGGUGUACUUCGGGCGCGCCCGUCGGCCAGGCCGCCAGCCGUGCGGCACCCCUCAGAGGGGCUUCGCUGGCAUGUCGCGGGCGGCGGGCGGGCUCCUCGCCGACCGCGAGGGGGAGGGCCUGGCCCUGGCCCGGAAGACGAGCGGGCUCCUCGACGACCACGAGGGGGAUGCCGACCAGGCCAAGGAGCUCCUCGUGGCCGCCAAGUGCGUUUCAUACAGAAGCGAGGCGGCCGACGUGGAGAUGGCGUGGCGGGAGAUCGCGGUCUUCCGGGCAUUCGGGAGCGUGCAUCCGCACCUGCUGCCGCUGCUCUUCGGGGGCGCCGACGGGAGCGGCCUGGUGCUGUUGAGCCCGUACGCGCCGGGGGGUGACCUGUACAAGUUGAUGUACGUGGGCUCGGGGACCUACAAGUGCCUGGAGGAGAAGGACGGCGGCUACCUGACGUCGCAGCUACUGUCUGGGAUAGCAGCGCUUCACGGCGCCCGGUUCCUCCACGGCGACAUCAAGCCGUGCAACAUCUACCUCACCAGGGUGCGGGACGCCUACGUGGCCCAGCUGGGAGACUUCGGGCUCACGCGGGAGGUGCCGCUCUGCGAGGAUGGCGUGCCGCACGUCGGCGGCACCUCUGGCUACAUGGCCCCGGAGAUGGUGGGCCAGGUAGUGGGGGUCGACGGGGUGAUGGUGAGCUUCGCUGCCGACCUCUUCGCGCUGGGGGUCGUCGUGUACCAGAUGAUGGCGGGCAUGUCGCCGUUCUUCCCCGUGUCCAACGUACGCGCGCCCCUCGAGUUCGACGGCGCGUGCUGGGAUCCGCUGGACGAGGAGGCGCGAAGCUUCGUGUCUAUGCUGCUGGCCAAGUCCCCGGAGGCGCGCGGGACGGCUGAGUUCGCUCUCACCCACCCAUGGCUCGCGCUGUCGAGCAACCGCCCCCGCGGUGUUCCGCGGCCUCCGUUCGCACCGAAGCCCGCCGACGCCAUCCGCUUCCAGCCGGUGUCGAGGACCGUCGGCAGGGGCCGCAGCAGCCCGGGCGCCGCGAAGGCGCGCCUCUCCCUGGUGAGGCCCUCGGUCUGCGCCGCCGAGGCGUAGCCGUCGGGGGCCGCGUUCCGGUCCCUCCCAAUGUUGCCUCUUAAGCUCGUCCCAGGGCCUGGCUUUCAGGAGCACGUCAUGAUUUGUUUUUAUUCGGGCACCCCUUGCGGUCUCGAGCAAGGCAGCGUUUCAUGUUGCCAAGGCGUUGCGCCUGGGUCUCGAGUUGUUGUCAGCCUAGGUUUUCUUAUCACCUGCCUUGCAGCGGCCUGCUGCUGAAAGGAUUUGCGUUCAUUAUCCCGGGGAGGCCAUCGCUUGAUGGCAGCAGGUCUUGCGGAGCGGCAGAGCGCAAUGGAAUUGUGGGCCCGCUCCGUGAUAGCGGCCUUCUGCUGCUGCCGCUAUGGAAUUUGUGGGCCCCCUCCUUGAUAGCAAGGCCACCUCCCACACUGGCCUUCGUGCGUAUACUCGCUUCCCUGUGAGGCUGCCCAGCAACCGCUGAAGCGGCUGCUCGCUAGUCUCGUGGGUCGAGGCCUUUUAAAACCAUGACUUUUUCAAAAAGCUGCCGCCGCUCUCACUUCGGCGCCGCGCGCACACGUCCUGAAAACUGACUACAUGUCGGUCUGGUCCAGCACAGCGCAGCAUUGGCGUGAAAGUGGCGCACCCGUUUUGGUGCAGCGCCGUCUUUUUUUCACUCCUCGACUCGUGUCCUUAUUCCUUAGUAGUACAUGCUC
Molecule: messenger RNA, 2148 nt
Organism: Prorocentrum cordatum
Lineage: Eukaryota; Dinophyceae; Prorocentrales; Prorocentraceae
Source: the annotation of a GenBank genome assembly